Lathyrus oleraceus (garden pea) is the source of this 1636-nucleotide messenger RNA. Its product is annotated as oligouridylate-binding protein 1. NCBI's taxonomy places the organism in Eukaryota, Viridiplantae, Streptophyta, Magnoliopsida, Fabales, Fabaceae. The record is from RefSeq and is a predicted model, not a curated record. Gene Ontology annotation, cellular component: cytosol. The transcript has 12 exons. Bases 267 to 1523 code for a protein of 418 amino acids. Gene Ontology annotation, molecular function: mRNA binding.
UUAAAGCCAAACUCUGACUCUGAAAGACUCCCCUUAACACAAUCCAGUAUAUCAUCUUCAUCUUCUUUCCAUUGUCUGUCAUUUCUUCUUCACCCUCUCUUUCGAGGGUUUUUUCUUUUUUUUCUUUUCUUUUUUUCUUUUCUUUUUUCUUUCUUUUCCCUUUUCUUCUUCUUCUUCUUUUCUUUUCUCUUCUUUUUCAAUUUUGACUCUCCUUUGCUUCUCCUUUGCUUCUCCUACCUCUGUAACCCUAACCCUAGAAACUGAAUAUGCUACCACAAAAGCUUAGACAGAAUCCAAUUAUGCAACACUCUCUCUACCAUCACCCAGCUCUUAUCACUCCUCCUCAGAUAGAGCCUAUCUUGAGUGGAAAUCUGCCUCCUGGCUUUGAUUCAAGUACAUGCCGCAGUGUCUAUGUAGGCAACAUUCAUCCUCAAGUUACAGAAGCACUUCUUCAAGAGCUUUUUUCAAAUGCUGGCGCGCUUGAAGGUUGCAAGCUUAUUCGGAAAGAGAAGUCAUCAUAUGGAUUUGUCGACUACUUUGAUCGCAGUUCAGCUGCUAUUGCUAUUGUUACUCUCAACGGAAGGAAUAUUUUUGGACAGGCUAUCAAAGUUAACUGGGCUUAUGCUCGUGGCCAGAGAGAAGACACUUCAGGACACUUUCAUAUUUUUGUUGGUGACCUUAGUCCCGAGGUUACAGAUGCAACUCUGUAUGCUUGCUUCUCUGUGUAUUCUAGUUGCUCAGAUGCAAGGGUAAUGUGGGAUCAGAAGACAGGCAGAUCCAGGGGAUUUGGAUUUGUUUCUUUUCGAAAUCAGCAGGAAGCGCAAAGUGCCAUAAAUGAGUUAACUGGUAAAUGGCUUGGCAGUAGACAGAUUCGUUGUAAUUGGGCCACGAAAGGAGCCAAUACCAAUGAUGAAAAGCAGAGUUCAGAUUGCAAAGUUGUUGUGGAGUUAGCUAGUGGAGUUUCUGGGGAGAUCACAGAAGAACGGCAAGAAAUUACCAGUUAUGACGGUCCAGAGAAGAAUCCCCAAUACACCACUGUUUAUGUUGGCAAUCUUGCUCCAGAGGUUACUUCUGUCGAUCUCCAUCAUCAUUUUCACGCCCUCGGUGUUGGAACUAUUGAAGAUGUUAGGGUGCAACGGGAUAAAGGUUUUGGGUUUGUGAGAUACAGUACCCAUGGUGAAGCAGCUCUUGCUAUACAGAUGGGUAACACUCGGUUUCUGUUCGGUAAACCUAUCAAGUGUUCAUGGGGUAGCAAGCCAACUCCUCCGGGAACAGCCUCUACUCCUCUUCCUCCACCAGCUUCUCCGCAUGUACCAGUGCCAGGUUUUUCACUUGCCGGUCUUGCAGCGUAUGAACGCCAGAUGGCUUUGAGCAAAAUGAACGGUGCACACGCCCUUCUGCAACAGCAGCAGAAUCAGCAUGCCCUUAAGCAGGCAGCCAUGGGAAUGGGUGCUCUUGGAGCUGGGUAUGGUACAGGAUUCCCUAAUGUCGCCGCCGCCCAGAACCUUAUGUACUAUCAGUAAAAUGUUCAAACCCCUAAGAGAAACAAAGGAGCUGUUUAUUAUCAAGUCUAUUGAGCCGCUAGAAUGGUUUUACAAUACUGUAUGUUAAUUUGGUUUGCUCUUUUUUCCUUUCA